Messenger RNA from Cynara cardunculus var. scolymus (artichoke), 3766 nucleotides. RefSeq lists its product as uncharacterized. Lineage: Eukaryota; Viridiplantae; Streptophyta; Magnoliopsida; Asterales; Asteraceae. Gene Ontology annotation, biological process: peptidyl-threonine phosphorylation; peptidyl-serine phosphorylation. The record is from RefSeq and is a predicted model, not a curated record. Gene Ontology annotation, molecular function: protein binding; ATP binding; protein serine/threonine kinase activity. Bases 209 to 3559 code for a protein of 1116 amino acids. The transcript has 11 exons.
UGAAAUUACGAAGAUGCCCCUUGUGUAGUACAAAUACCCUGGUCUUCUCUAGAUUUUAGGGUUCUUGCCGAACCCCCUCAAACCUUCUUUCUUCCUGUUCGUCGCUCCAAAGUCUUCCAAUUUAUACAUGUGUAAUGCAUCAUCUUGAUUCGUAAUUCCUUGUUCCAUAUGCUUCUUCAAUCCGCACUCCAAACCCUAGCAAAAUCUCAUGAUGCAGAUUUUGAAUUCAGACGAAACAGUAGCUGUUCCAAGUGAUAACCAGGAUUGCAGCACCGCCCCAACCGAAAAUAUUGAAGAAGAAUUGGAGGAGGAGAACUCAAAUAUUGAGUCAGCAAUUGAUGCUUCCGGCAAGACUUUGGAUCUUCAGCUUUUCGAUGAGAAGAGGAUUAGUGAUGGGGAUAAUGCUUCGAUUGAGGGUUUAUACGUGUACAAGAAUAUGUUCAAUUUGAUUCCUCGAUCGGUAGGGGGUUUGGUUAAGUUAAAAACCCUUAAAUUCUUUGGAAACGAGGUCAAUUUGUUUCCUUCGGAAUUUGGGAACUUGGUUAACCUCGAAAGAUUGCAAGUGAAGAUAUCUUUGCCAGGGUUGACGGGUUUACCUUUGCAAAAAUUAAAGGCCUUGAAGGAGCUAGAGCUUAGUAAGGCCCCUCCCAGGCCUUCAGCGUUUCCAUUACUGGCCGACAUCAUGGGACUUGAAUGCUUGACGAAGCUAUCCGUCUGUCACUUUUCUAUACGAUAUUUGCCUCCAGAAAUUGGCUGUCUUACUUGUUUGGAGUACCUAGAUCUCUCACACAAUAAAAUGAGAAAUUUACCCACAGAAAUAACUAAUUUGAGUUCCUUGAUAACAUUAAAAGUCGCUAAUAAUAAAUUGAUUCAAGUACCUUCAGCCUUGUCAUCUCUCCAAAGAUUAGAGAGCUUGGACCUUUCAAACAACAGGUUGACAUCCUUGGGGUCUCUUGAACUUGACACAAUGCAUAACCUUCGGAGACUAAAUCUGCAGUGCAAUAAGCUUCUAAGUUUUCCUCAAAUACCUCUGUGGAUAAGCUGUGUUCUAGAGGGGAAUGAUGAAGACAUGACCAAUGGUGAAUUCAUGAGUUCGUCUGUGGAGAUGGAUGUAUUUGAAACUGCUGUCACAGACCUUCAUGGUGAUAUAAUUAAUGGCUCUCCUGCCUCCUUGUCGAGUCAUGUAACCGGGUGCUCGUCAAAUAGAUGUUUUGCAGCAAGAAAGCCUAGAAAGGGGUGGAAACGGCGUUACUAUUUGCAGCAGAGAGCUCGCCAAGAGCGUUUAAACUGCAGUAGGAAGUGGAAGGGCGAAGAUUCUGCCCAUAUUACGACUCAAAAUGCAACUGCAAAUUGUGAAUCCUGCAAUGCUAUUGUCCCAUCUGAAUCCCUUGUCGAAGGUUCAUCAGUCAAUGUUGGUGAUGAUGAGGAUAACAAAGAAUUGCUUGCUGCGGAUGGUGAGAGUGGGAAUUCACUUGGUGCUUUCAGAAAGGAUAUUAGUUCGGAACAGGUUGAUGCACAUAGCUGUGGAUGUGUUGCACUUCAGUCUGUUGACAGCAAAGAGAUUGAAGAUGAUUGUAGCAAGGAUGAUGAUGCAUUGGGUUCUCCUACAGAGGUGAGUCAGGCACAGGAUGAGCACUUGUUGGUCGAUAAUUCUUGUGGUAAUACACAGUCAAAGAGACAUUCUGAGAAGGAUCUUGAUAACCCUAAACCCAGAAAGUCAAGGAGACCAACGGACAGACACUUAGAUCUGUCCACUAAAUAUAGUACAACGUCAUUCUGUAGCAUUGAGGACCAUCUGCCAGAUGGAUUUUAUGAUGCAGGACGAGAUCGUCCUUUCUUGCCUCUCAGUAGUUAUGAGAAAAACUUGCAUCUUGGCUCACGUGAAGUUAUUGUCAUGGAUAGGGAAAGAGAUGAAGAGUUGGAUGCCGUAACACUUUGUGCUCAACAAUUAUUGUUCCAUUUAAAUCAGAUCUAUGGUUCCACCAAGGAUGCUGGGGACAUUUUACUUGAUAAGUUACAGAUUGCCUCCUUGCUUGCUCUGUUUGUGUCUGAUCACUUUGGAGGGAGUGACAGGAGCACAAUGGUUGAUAGGGCGCGAAAGUCUGUAUCUGGAUCAAACUAUAACAAGCCAUUUGUCUGCACAUGUCCAACUGGGAACAAUGACAAUAUAAUGAAAUCUGCAAAACAGAGUCUAAACUCCGCAGAGGAUGCUGUCCUUCUUAGCCUGUGUGAAAAAUCUCUUCGGUUGGUAAAAGCAAGGAGAAAUUCAAUUGUUGUCCCUAUUGGGACUCUACAAUUUGGUGUUUGUAGACAUAGAGCAUUGCUCAUGAAGUACCUUUGUGAUCGAAUGGAGCCCCAAGUACCAUGUGAACUUGUGAGAGGAUAUUUGGAUUUUGCUCCUCAUGCUUGGAAUGUAGUUGUUGUCAAGAGGGGUGAUUCAGAGGUUCGGAUGGUAGUGGAUGCAUGCCGUCCUCAUGAUAUAAGGGAAGAGAUGGACCCAGAAUAUUUCUACAGGUACAUCCCCCUCAGUCGGAUCAAUGGUCCUCCAAUUACUGAUGCGAGCCCUGAUGUGCACAAUUCUUUUCCUUCCCUUUCUGCAUGUGAGGAAAUUGAGGAAGGAGGUUUGACAACCCUUAUCCAGUGCAACCUUGGAUCGGUUGAGGCUGUUGCUAAGGUGCGCACAUUGGAAGUGAGUGAGAGCUCUGCAGACGAAAUUAAGAAUUUUGAAUUUAACUGCUUAGGGGAGGUGAGGCUUCUGAGCGUUUUGAAGCACCCUUGCAUCGUAAAAAUUCUAGGCCAUCAAAUAUCUACCAAGUGGCUACCAUCUCAAGAUGGAAUACCAAAGCAUCGUAUAUUGCAGUCCGCCAUUUUUAUGGAACAUGUAAAAGGGGGAUCAUUAAAGCUCUAUAUAGAAAAGCUUGCAAGAUCUGGUGAAAAGCAUGUUCCUGUGGAAUUGGCUUUGCAAAUUGCUCGAGAUGUUGCUUGGGCGUUAUCUGAGCUCCAUUCAAAAGAUAUAAUGCAUCGUGACUUGAAGAGUGGAAAUAUCGUGAUUGAUCUGGAUGAGAAAUCUGAUGGAGCACCUGUUGUGAAGCUUUGUGAUUUUGAUAGAGCAGUUCCCUUGCGUUCUAGCUUGCAUACAUGCUGUAUCGGCCAUGUGGGGAUACCUCCACCUGAUGUCUGCGUUGGAACACCUCGUUGGAUGGCCCCUGAGGUCUACCGGACAAUUCAUGAUCGACGUUUAUAUGGACUGGAAGUAGAUUUAUGGUCCUUCGGAUGCCUACUUUUGGAAUUAUUGACUUUGCAAGUGCCGUACGUGGGGUUGCCAGAGUCCCAAAUCCAUGACCUCCUUUUGAUGGGGAAACGGCCGGUGCUGACGGAUGAACUAGAGGGGUUAGGUCCAGCGGAAGAUAGUGAAGAGGUGCAACAGAAUGCAGAAUACAAAAAGAACAAAAAGUUGAGAUUUUUAAUUGAUAUAUAUCGGCAGUGUACCAAGGAGGAUCCAAGCGACCGCCCAACAGCCAAUGAAGUUUACCAAAUGCUGGUCGACUUUGACAAGUAGUAUAAGUCUUAUUGGUUGCUAAUUGUGGAUAUCCUCUGUAUGAGAAUUAGUUGCUUAUAUUUCUUCCCAGGGUAUUACUAUUACAGCCCAGGUGAGGUGAAGUCAUUUAUGGAUCACAUUUACUUCUGUUUGGCAAAUUCUUAGCUGUCUAUUUAACACGAUGAACCCCCUGUGUGGCUGCGACUGGCCUAAUGUAUUCAUUUGGUC